Messenger RNA from Ctenocephalides felis (cat flea), 357 nucleotides. RefSeq names its product chromatin accessibility complex protein 1-like. The record is from RefSeq and is a predicted model, not a curated record. Gene Ontology annotation, cellular component: nucleus; CHRAC. NCBI's taxonomy places the organism in Eukaryota, Metazoa, Arthropoda, Insecta, Siphonaptera, Pulicidae. Gene Ontology annotation, molecular function: protein heterodimerization activity. The transcript is spliced from 2 exons. Bases 1 to 357 code for a protein of 118 amino acids.
AUGAGUCCUACACAGAAACCUAAAGUAUUGCAUUUGCCAUUAGCGCGAGUAAAAACUAUUAUGAAAAGUUCUCCAGAAGCAGAAGCCGUUUCGUUUGAUGCUUCCUAUUUCGUAGCAAAAUCUGCGGAGCUUUUUGUCGCUUACCUUGCUAAACAAGCUUAUAGUAAAGGUAAAAAAGAUUUGGAUUAUAAAGAUGUUACCAAUGUUGUUCAUAACAAAGACACAUUAGACUUCUUAUGGGAAUUAAUGCCAAAAAAAAUUACGGUGAGACAAUACAAAGAACUAAUGUCAAAAAAGAAAGUGGAAAAAGAUCCCAUUUCCAGUUUGGAAUCAGAAGAAUCUGAUAGUGAGGAAUGA